Homalodisca vitripennis (glassy-winged sharpshooter) is the source of this 1339-nucleotide messenger RNA. Its product is annotated as ribonuclease H1-like. NCBI's taxonomy places the organism in Eukaryota, Metazoa, Arthropoda, Insecta, Hemiptera, Cicadellidae. The coding region runs from base 199 to 1263 and encodes 354 amino acids. Gene Ontology annotation, biological process: DNA replication, removal of RNA primer. The transcript is spliced from 8 exons. Gene Ontology annotation, molecular function: nucleic acid binding; magnesium ion binding; RNA-DNA hybrid ribonuclease activity. The record is from RefSeq and is a predicted model, not a curated record.
UGUCUGCUGUAAACGUGAACUAAACUGUGUUGAAAACAGAUGAUUGUUAACCGGGUUAAUUAUAAAUUUAACUGUUGUGUGUGAAUGAAUACGAUAUAAACAUAAUUCUGUGUAAUUUGCUUCUUCGUGAUUGUAAUGUUACUCAGAUGGUAAAGGACCAUUCAGAAGAUAAACAUAGGACUAUUGUACGUUUUAGAGAUGCCGUACUAUGCUGUGGCUGUGGGGAAAAACCCGGGAGUUUAUAAAACCUGGGAAGAAUGUCAGAAUCAGACCAAAGGAUAUCCACAAGCCAAGUACAGGAAAUUCAACACGGAAACUGAAGCUAGUAAUUUUGUAAAAACUGCAGGAACCUACCUGAAUAACUCAUCAAUAAAAAUCAAUGCAAACAUAACAACUGCAGUAAACAUUGAAAAUUUAAAUCCUCCUGAACUCGUAGCAGUGGCAAGUCAGCCGUCCCAUACCUUACUAAAACAUGAUAGAUUGGGUUUGAUCGCAGAAAAAUUAGACAAAUUCAUUGAACAGACCAACAAGAAGCUAAGUGAAUUCAGCAGCAGACUUGACAUCCUUGAGACUUCGUUGUACAACAGAUGCACUCCAGAAAGAAAAAGGAAAAAUACAACAGAGGAAGACAAAACAAGAAGUAAAUCAAAGAAAAAGAAAUUACACGUGACUGUGGAGUUAUCAGACGGUGAGUCAUCUGACACUCCAGUGCCCACCACAACCAGGUCUCAGUCCACAACUGAGACUGUAGAACAAGUUGAUAGUCCUUGGCGGGGCAACAACAGCACACCUCAGGGCUUCAUCGUUGACCAGGAAGGCUUCACCAUCGUCUACACUGAUGGAGCUUGCAGUAAUAAUGGCAGAACCGGUGCAAAAGCUGGUGUCGGCGUGUGGUUCAACCACAAUCACCCUUUCAAUGUGGCUGGCCCAGUGGAAGGGACCCCUACAAACAACAAUGCUGAGAUACAAGCUGCUACAAGAGCAAUACAACAAGCAAGAUUGGCAGGUGUUAGAAGACUGAACAUACACACAGACUCUCAGUUCAUGAUCAGCUGUAUAACGGAAUGGAUCAAGAAGUGGAAGAGGAACAAUUGGAUGACUACAAACGGUGGGCAGGUGAAGAACAAGGAACAGCUGAUCAUCCUGGAUGAAGCAAUACAGACACUAGAUGCCGUAAAGUGGACCCACGUCCGAGGUCACACUGGUCAUGAAGGAAACGAAUGUGCUGACGCUCUAGCCCGCAGUGGUGCUACUAUGUACUAAUUUACUACAUCAAUGUGUUUGCUAAUAUCUGUAGGCUGUAUUUUAUUAAAUAAAUUGAAAUUAAAAACUAUUUAAA